Messenger RNA from Mercenaria mercenaria, 633 nucleotides. Its product is annotated as splicing regulatory glutamine/lysine-rich protein 1-like. Bases 1 to 633 code for a protein of 210 amino acids. The transcript has a single exon. The record is from RefSeq and is a predicted model, not a curated record. Lineage: Eukaryota; Metazoa; Mollusca; Bivalvia; Venerida; Veneridae.
AUGGGCAUGACCAAUGCAGAGAGACAAAGAAAAUUUAGACUUGCGCGAGAUGCGGAUCCCCAAAGAAGACAAGCCUACUUAAACAAAUGCAAGAAGAAAUAUAAAGACGAUAUAGCCGUUGGAAAAAAGAAAUUGGUAAAGGACAUGACAGAAAGAGAGCAUAGACGAGAAAAAAAAAAGAAUGGAGGCAAAGACAAAAAAAAACUCCGUAAAAGACAAAAAGAUGCACAUGAAAUGACAAAGAGCCUAGAAACCCCUCCCCAAUCACCAAGUUCAGAUACAAACGCUUCAAGUCGUCAAAAGAAACAGGCCGACAGAAGAAAAAAGAAAGAAGUUGCAAAAUGCUAUAGAAUAAAUAAAACACUGGAAUUAGAAAUUAAACACUUACAAAAGAAAGCCGAGAUGUACAAGAAACGUUGGCAACGGGAAAAAAUUAAAGCACGUGGCCACACUGAAGAUUCACCUCGAACAAUGACUAAAACAUUACUUCGAAACUUUCCAGUUGGAAAGAAAAAAGUUAAAAAGGCUCUAUUUCAAUUCCAUGUCCUGGUUGAGCAGCUGAAAAAAAAUAUGCAGAGCAAAAGAAGAUUGAGAAGCUCAGGUUCACAAGAAAUAUCUCAGGUUCCGUGCUAA